AUUUGGCGCAGAUUUGGCAAUUCUUAGCGAUUACUUUCAUGAUGGGGCUGGUGAAGAAGCCGUCCAUUCGAGAAUAUUGGAGUACCGAUGAGUUGAUUCAAACUCCGUUCUUUGCAACCGUUAUGUCUCGAAAUCGAUUUCAAGGCAUCCUGAGAGCUUUACAUUUUUCAAACAAUGAGAAUUACACAGGAAGAGAUCGUUUUUGCAAAUUGGGCAGCUUCAUGCACGAUAUUUUGGGCAAUUUCUCCAGUGCAAUAUUACCAGGCAAAAAUAUUUGCAUUGAUGAGACUCUUCUUGCCUACAAAGGACGAUUGUCAUUCCGCCAGUAUAAUCCUAAGAAGCGAGGUCGGUUCGGGAUCAAAAUGUUCGUCUUGUGCGAUUGUGCCCUCAAGUUCGUCCUGAAUAUCUUGCCAUACCAAGGGAAAUCUACUCCUCUAGCUGAUCGGACCUGGGUGAAGGAUCUCGGAUUUGGUGGCGCAACAGUACUCACUCUACUGCAAGGUUAUCUAAACAAGGCUCAUCGUGUCGUUUUGGACAAUUGGUUUCUGGGACCGAAAUUAGCCAAAAUAAUGCUCGCCGAAAAGACUUAUGUGCUGGGCACAGUACAGCGACGUCGGAAAGGGAUGCCGAAGAUGAGGGGGAAACUGGCCAAAGGACGUGUUGAAACCUAUUGUGAUGAUGAAAUUUUGAUUGAACGCUGGAGUGACAGGAGGGAGGUAUGCAUGUUGAACACUUUUGUCCCCCAUUCCAUGCGCAUUGCAGAGUCGUCCAAUCCGAGGAACACCAGGGAGAAACCAGCAACGGUGCUACUUUACAACUCAAUCAUGGGAGCUGUCGACAAUGUUGACAAGAGUAUCAAGCCCUAUCAGUCCGUUCGGAAAUCGUACAAAUGGUAUAAGAAAGUGGUGUUUAAUAUGAUCGAUGUAGCUACCUACAACAGUAUGAUACUGUACAACCACUUGCAUGCUGACCAGAGAGCUGUACCCUACAAAGAUUUUGUCAUGAAGAUAGUCAGAGAAAUUCAAGAAAAAUAUCCAACCCUCAAGAAACCAAUUAGAAGACCUCCAACAGUACCACGAACUGAAAAUCCAGCCUUUCCAGUUCGAUUGAAACCUUGUCACCAUAUUGCUGUCAAACACUUAGAUAAAAAUGGAACGCCAUCGUACUCUGACUGCAUUUAUUGCAAGCACCACGCUGAAUACUCUCCGAAACGCAAGACGACCCCUUUCAGCUGUGAGAUUUGCAAGGUUCGGCUUUGUAUUCAAGGAGGUGACUCUUGUUUCAAGCGGUAUCACACUGAUAAAAAGCUGAAGAAAAUCUCAACCACUCCACAAAAUACGCAGAGUCAGCCCCACACUCAAAUAUCGCAACCACGACUUCCCGAAGACAUUGAUACUCUGGGCCCAAAUGCAGUUCAAUUUAUUGUAAGUCCUAAUCAUGAAAUCGUAGUAUUUGGUGAAGAUGGAAAUCUGCUCACUGGUGCUCAAUUUUCGGACGAAUCAUCUUUGCCACCCAUUUAAAUUAAAUAUUUUUCAUAAUUAUGUUUACUCAUGAAUCGUAGUAGUUUUUCUUAAAUAUCGUUGCAUGUGAUAAUACGAACAUAUUCUGUUGGUUUUUUCUUGAAAAUAAAAUUCGGGUCCGUGUGGUCGGAAAAGAUUCA
Folsomia candida is the source of this 1660-nucleotide messenger RNA. RefSeq names its product piggyBac transposable element-derived protein 4-like. The transcript has 4 exons. The record is from RefSeq and is a predicted model, not a curated record. Lineage: Eukaryota; Metazoa; Arthropoda; Collembola; Entomobryomorpha; Isotomidae. The coding region runs from base 39 to 1520 and encodes 493 amino acids.